This is a messenger RNA of Oryzias latipes (Japanese medaka), 2004 nucleotides long. NCBI's taxonomy places the organism in Eukaryota, Metazoa, Chordata, Actinopteri, Beloniformes, Adrianichthyidae. The record is from RefSeq and is a predicted model, not a curated record.
UCGGAGCGCCUGCUGCACGAGGAGGUCCUGAUCUGGGUGGAGUUAAGUUUCUGUGUCACACGCGCUGACAACUGGCAAACCUUCACAACAAACUAACAGGUGUACUCCUCUUCCUCCUCCUCCGUCAGACCCACAUGACCUUAAAAGCUCCCGACGAAGUACAUUUCCACGCAUGAUGCACUCGGCGCAGAAAGACACCACCUUCACCAAGAUCUUCGUGGGAGGCCUUCCUUAUCACACGACGGACUCCAGUCUGAGGAAGUACUUCGAGGUGUUCGGCGACAUCGAGGAGGCUGUGGUGAUCACUGACCGGCAGACCGGCAAAUCCAGAGGUUAUGGAUUCGUGACCAUGGCAGACCGGGCCUCAGCAGACAGAGCCUGUAAGGACCCCAACCCCAUAAUAGAUGGAAGGAAAGCCAACGUAAACCUGGCCUAUCUUGGGGCCAAACCCAGGGUCAUUCAGCCAGGGUUUGCCUUUGGCGUACCUCAAAUCCAUCCUGCAUUCAUCCAAAGGCCUUAUGGCCCUCUCCUCCUGAAUGAGGACAUGAUCCCUGCUCACUAUGUCUACCCUCAAGCUUUUGUCCAACCCAGUGUGGUGAUCCCUCAUGUGCAGCCUUCUGCUGCUACUGCAACAGCUGCCGCUGCUGCUGCAACCUCUCCAUACCUUGAUUAUACCGGAGCGGCUUAUGCGCAGUAUUCAGCCGCUGCCACUGCUGCCGCCGCUGCCGCCGCUUAUGAGCAGUAUCCUUACGCAGCCUCACCAGCGCCGACCAGCUACAUGACAACAGCAGGGUAUGGAUACACUGUCCAGCAGCCGCUUGCGACCGCUGCCACCCCAGGAGCUGCUGCAGCGGCAGCGGCAUUCAGCCAGUACCAGCCCCAGCAACUCCAAACAGAUCGCAUGCAGUAAAUGAAAAAGAAGGAGACUCCCUUUAAUGCAGGAAAACAAAGAGGGUCAAUCCCCCCCCCCCCCCCCCCCUUCAAUUGAAGAGGGGGGAGGAAAAGGAAGCUAGCAGGGAGAGACAGAAAAUUUUUCACCUCAAAGUUUUUAUUUCCACAGAACUUCCACCAAAGAGGCUGAAGAAAAAAUGUGGAGAUUUGGAGAAUUUUUUUUCCUGUAUAUUUUAUUCAAGCGAGAUCAGUAAUGGAUAGAAUAUUUAAUAUUUAUUCAAUAUUAAACAUGUCAUGCUCACUGAAGUGGAUGUCACAUGAACAACUGCAGGAUUUUACAUACACAGCUGAGUGGAAUUUGGAAAAUCUCAAGUUCGUUGGUGUCCCACGAUUGGCGUUCUUCCGUUACAUCCUAAAACCAGCACUACUUGUGGUUGAGAAAAAUGGCUACUGUUACCUUCCAGAUUCAGUAUUCAAACAUUUGGAGUGUUUUUAUGUUUGGCCUAUUUGAUAGGGUAUUUAGUUACAUGAGGAAUAUCACACAUCAAAACAUGUUUUAGUCAUGUAGCUAAAGUUGGUAAUAGUAUUCCUUUUUUUUCCUCCAAGAAAACUGAACAAAAGAGAAGAACUGCUGCUGAAUGUGAACCUCUCGUCUUGGUAAAACUUUUCACAGUGUGCCUUUUUAAAUGAUGCUAUUUAUAUAUUUAUUCUGGAACAUCACAGCAAUGAACACGUUUGUUUUCACAUGUAAGUAUGGAACCUGUUGCACCACAUGUGCUGCUGGAUUUCUCUCGAGUGUUAAUAGUUUCACAGAGCGUUGCCGUCUUUAUAGAGAACAAAAAAGUAGACAAGUAGCAAAAUAAUUUUGUAGUUUUGUUGUCGUAUCUAAGAUUCAGAACUCUUAAAUGUAGCUUAAAUGUAGUUUUUUUUUAUUUUAUACUUGACCAGUUUGUUAAAAGACAGGGCUAAUGUGAGCUGCUAACUUUUAGAAUUUCUCAUGUUCCACGUCUUUUGACAUUCAUGUUUUCUAAUGCAAAGGCACCACCUGUUUUGCCUUGUUAUGCAUGAUUCCAAAUAAUGUGAUUUGGGAAAUAAAUUGAAAUGAAUAUUUAA